AUGUCUGGCAUAUCAAAAGUUUUAUGUUUGCCUGGUUAUUUACAAAGCGGAGCAACCUUGGCUAGGAAGUCUUCUGGGUUUCGAAAAGUCUUGUCGAAGAAACUAAACAUUCAACUUGAUUAUAUAAGUCCUUGUCAUUGUAUAAAUUCAAAAUCUGAAUUAGGAUUUCCUUUGGGUGCAACAGAAGAAGAAGCAAAUAAAGUUUGGGAUCAAAUUGUGGAAAAUGAGAAUAAUGUAAGAUGGUUCAAUCAUGUCGGUCCAAAUGACAAUAAGGGUCUCGAAGAAUCAAUUGAAUUUAUACUAAAUUAUUUAAAUAAAAAUGGACCUUAUGAUGGAAUAAUUGGAUUUUCUCAAGGUGCAGCAAUGGCAAUUAUGGUAACAAACUGUUUGAAAAGUAAGUUACCCACCCAUCCAGAAUUUAAGAUAAGUAUGUUUGUUUCUGGGUUUUGUUUAACAGAAGCAAAAAAUGGUGAUAAUUCUGAAGUGAAUAAAGAAAGGAUCAGCAAUUUAUCUGAUUUGGAUCAAUAUUCAAGUGAAGUAAAAAUUUCAGAUGAACCAGCAAAAUAUUUACUAGAUCCAACUAACAAUGAAAGCUUUGGUAAAAGUAUGAACACUAAAGUAAUUUUAGUUUAUGGUAAAAAUGAUAUGAUAGUUUCUCCAAUUAGAUCAAAGUAUGUUACCAACUUAUAUAAUCAGGAUCAAAUUCAUAUUUUUCCUCAUGAGGGAGCUCAUUUGUUUCCAAACGAUAAAAAAUUUAUUGCUCCUAUCACUGACUUGUUUGAUAGAGAAAUUAACAAGGUUAAGCUAUAG
Messenger RNA from Lodderomyces pseudojiufengensis, 810 nucleotides. Its product is annotated as putative serine hydrolase. The record is from RefSeq and is a predicted model, not a curated record. The coding region runs from base 1 to 810 and encodes 269 amino acids. The transcript has a single exon. Gene Ontology annotation, cellular component: nucleus; cytoplasm. NCBI's taxonomy places the organism in Eukaryota, Fungi, Ascomycota, Pichiomycetes, Serinales, Debaryomycetaceae.